GCUUUAACCAAACCCAGGUUCUAAUAAAUUACCAAACAGCCCAAUAGAUCCACUUAGCAUUGAGACCGUCCAUCACAUCAAUGGAAAGUGGCAAGCCGAUGUAGGACGCAUCAAACAGCACCACUAUCACUUCCACCUGGGCCUCCCCACCAUAUAAGAAAAUAGUGUGGUUACUUGUUCAAAACCCUUUUCUCUUACCAUUUUGAAGUCAAGAGUGCGGUCCAAAGGUGCUCAACAGACAGCAUAUCAUCUCGAGGCUCACAUCAAAAUGACGAGAAUGCCAUGUUCCUCCUAUUCACAACCACCCGAGCCUCAAGCUGGAAUAGGACUAGGAACCAUUCUUACCAUUUACAUAACUUGCAUCAUCAACGGUAUGUUACCUAAAGUGUUUAGCCAAGGGAGCUAGCUGAUCAGUAAUGCUAAUCACCGUCAUGCCAGGGUUCGACGUAAGUAACGUUGCCAACAUCCAACCACAGCUUUACGAGGCAUUCGGUCAUAUCGAGUUUCUUCCUUGGAUUGGACUCUCUUACUCCCUUGCCAACUUUGCUACAUUGGCCUUUGCUCGUAACGUCAUCGAUGUUUUCAAUAUACGUUACGUGUAUAUCAUCAGCAUCGCUAUAUUUUUUGUUGGAGCGACCCUGGCGGGCGUGGCGGGCAACAUCUCCACGGUCAUCGCUGGCCGAGCGAUCAUGGGGAUUGGAGGCUCAAUCUGCCAGAACUGUGCCAUAUCAUACUUUGCCAUGUAUGCGACCGACAGUCAAAGUCCUCUUCUUUAUGGCAUCAUGAGUGGGUUGUGGGCCAUUGGCCUUGUAGUAGGAGGCCCAGUAGGCAGCGCCUUUGUGCAGAGCUCUGCCACGACCUGGCGUUGGGCUUUCUUCAUCAAUCUACCUUUCCUGGGCCUUGCCAUCAUCUGCGCCCUGAAUUUUGUGCCAGGCAGACCCGAAACCAAUAAUCUUCCUCUGCGAGAUCGCCUUGCUGAUAUUGACAUCUUGGGGAUCGUCCUUCAAGUAGCGACAACCGUACUCUUCGCCAUCGCGGCCACCUUCUCCGGCCCGGUAUGGAAAUGGAGCUCGGCGCCCUGUAUCGCCAUCUGGACUACGUUCGCUGUUGUUCUUGCAGCUUGGGUUGUUCAACAGCUCCGCAGUUACCAGAAGCGGCCUCGUCAUCAGGUGGUCCCCUUCAAAAUCAUGGCUCGGCGUCAUAUGAUACCUCUAUGGGUAGCAUCAGGUUGCGCCGGUGCUACCUACGCCAUCAUGCUCUACUAUAUGCCACUGUUCUAUGCCUUCUCCAAGGGGCUGAGUGCGCUACAACAAACCGUGCGUCUCUUACCUUUUGUUCUCCCUUUCAUCGUCACCGUGGUCAUCAUCGCUGCUUGUCUGCCAAGAGUGAAGCACUACGGUUUAAUCUACCUCGCUGGCGGUGCCAUCACACUCGGAUCGGCAACAGCCCUUGCUACUACUCUUGCACCAAAUGUUUCCGAAAGUAAGGUUAUGGGCCUCACAGCUCUAGUGGGCGUGGGACUUGGCCUACACUUUCAGCACAGCAACGCCAUCUCGAACCGGAUUCACAAAGACCUCCGAGAUCGAAUUGAAGGCGCUGCGCUUCUGAACAUGAGCCUGAUGGGUGGUAUCUCUAUGGCAUUGAUCAUUGCAGGUGCUGUCUAUGAAAACCGCGGCAUGUCGUUGCUAAAGUCGGCUCUUGGGUCAUUCGAUUAUGAUGAAGGAGACCUGCGCGAGGCACUUGCAGGCGUCUCGCGGGAUACGGGGGGAGGAGAUGAGGCUCAUAGCAUGAUAGCAUAUGGCGCUAACGCAACAUGUAAAGCCAUUGCUCUCUUGUUCUAUAUUGUCGCCUCCAGCGGCGCUCUCUGCUUAGCAUGCGGCGUACUCGCCGUAUUUAGUCGUUCUCGAGCGAAGAAGUCGCAAUAGGGGAUGUAUGUUGCAUAAGCAAGGAUCAGUGGAUCAUGGCAGAACGGUAAAAAGGCUGGUAGAAGGGUCAUAGUGGUAAUAACAAGACAGAAGCUAGUAACUACCCAAAACCUAACGAAGACCUUGUGCCCUCUAGGUUAAUAUUCCUCAUGUGGCUAUUUGAUCAGACUUCACAGGGGUUUUGGUCGGCACCAAGAGUUACAGUCACACAUAGAAUAUCAAUCUCGUAGUUAUAAUCGCCAUCACGAUCCGGU
This is a messenger RNA of Fusarium odoratissimum NRRL 54006, 2179 nucleotides long. RefSeq lists its product as uncharacterized. Gene Ontology annotation, molecular function: transmembrane transporter activity. Bases 417 to 1925 code for a protein of 502 amino acids. The record is from RefSeq and is a predicted model, not a curated record. The transcript is spliced from 2 exons. Gene Ontology annotation, biological process: transmembrane transport. NCBI's taxonomy places the organism in Eukaryota, Fungi, Ascomycota, Sordariomycetes, Hypocreales, Nectriaceae.